This is a messenger RNA of Puccinia triticina, 234 nucleotides long. RefSeq lists its product as uncharacterized. The coding region runs from base 1 to 234 and encodes 77 amino acids. The transcript has 2 exons. NCBI's taxonomy places the organism in Eukaryota, Fungi, Basidiomycota, Pucciniomycetes, Pucciniales, Pucciniaceae. The record is from RefSeq and is a predicted model, not a curated record.
AUGGCCUCCCUCCCCAAGAGCCAGUGUGACAGCCCGCCGGCAAAAUGGACUCAAAUGCAACAGUUGUUGGCCUUAUUCCCAGCCCUCUCAGCUCCACCAGUGGCCGCACCCUCCCCAGCAGCCUUGUUGCUGCCUUCUUCCAAGGCUCUGCCAGCUCAACGUAUCCCGUCUAAACCAGAACAGGAAUCUCAAACAGCUCCAAAUAGACCCGGCUUCAUUGAUUCCAAAAGUUGA